Messenger RNA from Neoarius graeffei (lesser salmon catfish), 3338 nucleotides. RefSeq names its product protein phosphatase 2, regulatory subunit B', epsilon isoform a (gene ppp2r5ea). NCBI's taxonomy places the organism in Eukaryota, Metazoa, Chordata, Actinopteri, Siluriformes, Ariidae. The transcript is spliced from 14 exons. Gene Ontology annotation, cellular component: protein phosphatase type 2A complex; nucleus; cytosol. Gene Ontology annotation, biological process: protein dephosphorylation; signal transduction. Bases 601 to 2007 code for a protein of 468 amino acids. Gene Ontology annotation, molecular function: protein phosphatase activator activity. The record is from RefSeq and is a predicted model, not a curated record.
CGUGUUCUGUUUUGAGACAGGAAAAAAAAAAACUUCGGAUGGUAGCUUGUUAGCGUUUGGUUUUAUAAACAGAUAGAUAUUACGAGAAAAAUUGUGACUAAGAGUAAUUAUUAUUAAAAGCGUAGCCUGGUGUUAGAGUUAAGAUAGUAGGGGAUGUAGCCGGUUACUUUAUCCCGUUUUUGUGAACUCGCUCGGGCCGGUGGACCGCUGCUGAAUGUGGCUUCACGCAGCCUGGCUGGGACGGUAGCGGAGGGAUUAGCUUUUCCAAGCGGGCUAGCCUGCUCGCUAGCAAUGCUGAGACACGCUCAGGUCGACUCUUAGCUCGCUGGUCGGUUUGUGCAAACACCGGCUCCUGAGCGCUUUGCAUUAAUCAUAAAUUAUCUAUCUGCACGACGGUUAUUGCAGUUCAGACCUCCGGGUAUUUAUUUAUCAAGCUAGUUGGAGUUUUGUUUGUUUGUUUGUUUGUUUGUUUUAAAGGGUGCUAGUACUCGAAGGUAAAGCUAGCAGGCAGGCAGGCAUUCGCAGCAGUGCUAGCUGCACCACCCUGAACACGUUUCUGGUUUCUAGCCAGCAGGAUUGGCAGCUGACGGUUUGAGGGCUAUGUCUUCGGCAGCCACCGCACCCCCAUCCGCAGACAAGGUGGAUGGCUUCUCCAGGAAGUCGGUCCGGAAAACUAGGCAGAAGCGAGCGCAGAGCUCGUCUCAAUUCAGAUCUCAGGACAAACCCAUUGAGCUAGUGCAGCUGCCGCUACUGAAAGAUGUGUCUGCCCAAGAGCAGCCAGAGUUGUUUCUAAAGAAGUUGCAGCAGUGCUGUACUCUGUUUGAUUUCAUGGACACACUGUCUGACCUCAAGAUGAAGGAGUACAAGCGCUCUACUUUGAAUGAGCUGGUGGACUAUGUCACGGUUAGCCGAGGUUACCUCACUGAACAGACGUAUCCAGAAGUUGUCAAAAUGGUGUCCUGUAACAUAUUCCGGACACUUCCUCCCAGUGACAGUAAUGAGUUUGACCCAGAGGAGGAUGAGCCUACGUUGGAAGCAUCAUGGCCCCACUUGCAGCUUGUCUACGAGUUCUUCAUUCGCUUCUUGGAGAGUCAAGAAUUUCAACCCAGCAUUGCCAAAAAGUACAUUGACCAGAAAUUUGUACUCCAGCUUCUGGAGCUGUUUGACAGUGAGGACCCUCGUGAGAGGGACUGUUUGAAGACGGUCCUGCACAGAAUUUAUGGCAAGUUCCUCGGUCUCAGGGCCUUCAUCCGCAAACAGAUCAAUAACAUUUUUCUUGGGUUUGUGUACGAAACGGAACACUUCAGUGGAGUUGCUGAGCUCUUGGAGAUCUUGGGAAGUAUCAUCAAUGGCUUUGCACUUCCUCUGAAAGCUGAACAUAAACAGUUCCUGGUAAAAGUUUUACUGCCUCUGCACUCAGCAAGAAGUCUGUCACUCUUCCAUGCACAGCUGGCCUACUGUAUUGUGCAAUUUCUAGAGAAAGAUCCCAUGCUAACAGAACCUGUGAUAAGAGGCUUGUUAAAGUUCUGGCCAAAAACCUGCAGUCAGAAAGAGGUUAUGUUCCUCGGUGAGCUAGAGGAGAUCCUAGACGUGAUUGAGCCCACACAGUUUGUCAAGGUCCAGGAGCCUCUGUUCAAGCAGAUUUCCAGAUGUGUAUCCAGUCCUCACUUUCAGGUGGCUGAGCGAGCCCUGUAUUACUGGAACAAUGAGUACAUCAUGAGUCUGAUCGAGGAGAACUCCAGUGUCAUCCUGCCCAUCAUGUUUGCUAGUCUCUACAGGAUCUCGAAAGAGCACUGGAACCCAGCGAUAUCUGCUUUAAUCUACAAUGUGCUAAAAGCAUUCAUGGAGAUGAACAGCGCCCUGUUUGAUGAACUUGCCUCAACUUACAAAUCAGAACGUCAGAGGGAAAAGAAAAAGGAGAAGGAGCGGGAGGACUUGUGGCGGAAGCUGGAAGAGCUGGAGCUGAGGCGAGGAAUUCAGAACAGUGACGGCAUCAUUCCCACCUAAACAUGGAUGCAGCUCAAUCCCUACAUCAAGCUCCAACCAAUGUUCUGCCACAGGGACGCCACAUCUCCAUGCUCCUUGUGCGCCAUACUUUACUGUACACUCCUGCGUUUAUCCGUUUUAUCCCACCAGCACUGUAAAAACUCUUUCCACUGUUUCCUUUGACAAUGAUACAAAGAAGAAAAGGACAAGGUGUGCUUACCUGCAGUUGGGGGGACUUUGUAUACACUCCUUGCUGUUUAAAAUAAAGAUAAUCAACCGUAUUAAGGGAUGAAUCUUGAAAACCCUUUGCCUCAGAAGUCGUUUGGGUUUUUUUUUUUUUUGGCAUCUUCAUUCAGUCUUGAGGAUCUUUUGUCUCAUAACCCACCAAAAAAAAAAGUAAAUCCUCAGAGGCUUGAGCUCUUUUUUUUUUUUUUUUUUUUUUUUAAAUUACUGUCUCAAACGUGAAUACACGAUCAGUCUAGAAAUGUAAAAAAAAAAAAAGUUAUAGCAAAAAUCGAUUGACAGGAAAUUCCCUUUAUUCACCUGCGUUAUUUUUACAGGCUAUUAAAAAUGUGAUCAGUUCUUUUGGCGUAUGGACAGGUGUCUGUCAAGCACCGGUACCACUGAUGAGUAGUAAGCCACAGUGCUCACCAUGAUCUCGCUGGAGUAUUUUCUUGAAUUUCAAGACCUGUUAAACUUCAUUCUGGCAUUUCACUGUUUAUGAAGAAUUUAAGAAAACUUUUGAAAGGGUUUUUUUUGGGGACGCUGCUGAAGACGGAGUUUUUCUUGUAAAACAGUGUUCAGAAUUUCAUUCAGUGUAUUUGAGAAGGUUUUUUUUUUUUUUUUUUAAUUAAGUUUAAACAUCUUAAGGAGGAUUCUUAGCCAUAGGCAACUCUGACAGCUCCUGCUCUCGUCUUCGGACAUUAAGAUGGUCGGACGCUCUUAAAAUAAUUUGGAUUAAGCUAGAAUAUUUUUAAAGGAGUGGUUGGAAUGAAAGCCUGUGUGUAUAUAUGGUAUAUUUCUAAAUGCUGAUCAAGUCUUAUUCCUCAACAGAGAUGCCAUCCACUAUAAUGGGUUGGGACUAAAGCACUUGGAGUUUGUGUUCACAGGACUCACAAUCUUUGUUUUUAUUGUUUUAUUCCAAAUUAAAAUCAUGGGUGUGGAUUUUACAUGUGAGGAAGAUGUAUUUUUUUUUAAUUGCUUUAUCUGUGGGCCUGUGUCCCUUCAUCAAUUUUUUUUUUCCUUUGAUGGCCCUGCUAUGUUGAUUGAAACUUAAGGUUUGAUGAACAGAAUAAAUCUUAAUUAUUUAAAAAAAUACAGAGACAUUAAAUAAACCUGUUUUUGUGAUAAAA